CGUCACCUAGUUACAGUAGCUAACGAACCCACACACACUCUUCUGUGCCUACUUGAGGUGGACAACUGAAACAGCCUGUUUUAGCUCUUAUCUUCAAACAACAUCUUUCUAGACAGCAUUUCAAGAUAUACAGGGAAAUAAAAUGAAGACGUUAGCUUUGUGUUUUGGAGAUUUAGUUUGACAGUGUCGCGGUCGCGCAUGUUUUGAUGUGAAUUUCAGAAGGAUUGUGUUAUGUCUGGCCAUGUGUGAACCCCCAUGACUUCCGGGAAUAUUUGGAAGACACGCUCCAGAAAUGUACAGCCCCAAAGAGCUAGAGGGAGAAGUUUACCACUCGUUCUUUGACAGUGACUGUGAAGCUAGUGGACUUGCUUCUAAUGAUGGGCAGCUCAAUAAACAGAAGGCCAUGGAAAGACGAGAUAAGAAAACAGGUGAAGAAUCCCAUGUUUCAAUGGAUCAGAUAGGAAGUGAAGCUCAAAGUGUAAGGAACAGUAAAGAUAAAGCAAAACUGGAUGAUGAUUCAAAGCGGGGCAGCAAGGGGCAAAGUGAUGAGACAGCAUAUGAAAGAGAGCGACGAAGUAGUGAUGGAUUUUUCAAAGGCUCUUCAUCACUCCCAAGUGCCAAAAGUUUAGAGACCGUGAACAAUGGGCAAUCAGAUGAAGGAUCUAGUCUGCAUUCAUACUUAUCUGAUGAGGAAAGAGAGCUGGAUGAUGAUUUUAAACUGAGUAAACACAAUGUUAAUGUUAACAGCGAUGAUGAUGGAUACCAUCGUAGUGACGAUGAAAGUGAGGAGGAUGUGAUAUCCCCAGUCACGCGAUCAAUGAAACAUAAGGAAGUGUCCAACGGAACACCUAAAAAAUCUGCGGGAAAAUUCCACAAGCUGAGCUGUAGCCGUUCAUCACAAUCUGACCCUGAGUCCUCCCCCAGUAGUGAAGAGAGAAGCUUUUUUCAAUCUCAGAAAUCACCUGUAAAAGAUCAGCGGGUCGGUUCAGUUUACCAGAAAGAACGACAAAAAGAAACGUCAGAAUCUGAAGACACAGUUACUGAUGUUACCCCUCUCUCGUCACCAAAUGUUAGUCCUUCUCAGUUCAUUGAUGUGUUUCUGCCUUUUGAACUUGUGGCAAAAGAUGUUCAACAGGAACAACAGCCCAGUGUUACUGAGAAGAAGGUUUCAAAUGAUGUUUCAGAUGGUCAGGACAGUAUAAGUUCAGAAGGAGAGGAUGGACCAGCGUUUUUAAAUGCAGAGAAACAAUUAAACCGAGUACUUAUGGUCUCCAGUCCUGGCAGUGUUGGCAGCAGCCGUAAGAACUAUUCCUUCAAAAAUAAAGAGGUACGGGAUAUCGAUCGGGAGAACCAGCGGCUAUUAUGUGAACUGUCCCGGUCAUCGGCACGUUCACGUAACGACAGGUCUUCCUGCUCGAAAACCAGCAGUCGCAGGAGUAGUGCACCACCCAUACGCCUUUAUCACAGCACCCUCAACAGACAACGAGAGCAAGAGCGAAUUCAGAAGGAAAAUCUGGCAUUCCUGAAGCGUCUAGAAUCUGUGAAGCCCACUCCUGGCAUGACCCGAGAUGAACAGCUUGCUGAUUACCAGCGGCAGUGCCAUUACCUGGGAACACACAGUACAGCUAUUCCACCAGUCAAACUCAAGUCCAGCAAAACACCUGGAAGGACUUCAAGACCUGGCAGUAGUCCUCACAAAUCUAGACCGGAAACUGCUAAACUCAACAGUACAACACCACGUCCUGCUUGGUCCUGAUCCUCAUAUUUUUUCCUUCUCUUUCUCUACCCCUAACACUUUCACUUACAUGUUCUGUAAGUAGAAAAUAUGACUGCAGGUCACAACACAAAACCU
This is a messenger RNA of Carassius carassius (crucian carp), 1852 nucleotides long. RefSeq names its product cilia- and flagella-associated protein 97-like. The coding region runs from base 293 to 1756 and encodes 487 amino acids. The record is from RefSeq and is a predicted model, not a curated record. Gene Ontology annotation, biological process: spermatogenesis. The transcript has 6 exons. NCBI's taxonomy places the organism in Eukaryota, Metazoa, Chordata, Actinopteri, Cypriniformes, Cyprinidae.